Molecule: messenger RNA, 1629 nt
Organism: Dreissena polymorpha
Lineage: Eukaryota; Metazoa; Mollusca; Bivalvia; Myida; Dreissenidae
Exons: 4
Coding region: 1-1629 (542 amino acids)
Source: RefSeq, a predicted model, not a curated record
AUGAAACACUCUGACAAAAACAAUAUCCUGUAUCCACUACAGCACGGAUUCAGAAAAGGUCGUUCAUGUAAAACGCAGCUCAUAGAGUUUACAGACGAUAUCACUUCAAACAUGGAGGAUGAUAAGGAGGAAGGAAAACAAAAAUCUGACUUUGACGCCUACAGGAUCAUUCAGAAGGAGAACCAGAAACUAUGUUGCAACACCAAGAAUGAGUAUAUGCGGAACAUGGUCUGUGAGGAAGGCACCAAGAACAAGAAGCUCUAUAGCUACAUUAAGAGCAUAAAGAGCGACAGUUCUGGUGUUGCUACAUUGAAGAAAGUGGGAGUUAGCUAUUCAGAUGCCAUAGCUAAGGCUGAAUUACUGAACUCUCAAUUCUCUUCAGUGUUUACCCUUGAGGACACUGCUCACAUGCCAUCCAUGGGCCCUGCGUUACCAGGCACGGCUUCUCCUCUCAAGAUCCACACCCAAGGUGUUAAGAAACUCGCUGGUAACCUCAACCCUCACAAGGCAGCAGGACCAGACCAGAUAUCGUCCAAGUUCCUCAAAGAAAUGGCACCCUCAAUAGCCCCAGCCCUAACUCUCAUCUACCAAGCCUCGUAUGACCAGAGUCAGCAACCUCUUAGCAGACCAGAUGACAGCAACCUCUUAGCAGACCAGCAACAUGGCUUUCGUAAGAGGAGGUCAUGCGAGUCGCAGCUCAUAAGCACUGUCCAAGACCUUGCAUCAGGCCUCAUCCAGAAGCAGCAGAUAGAUGCCAUACUGCUAGAUUUUUCCAAGGUCUUCGACAAAGUUCCACACCAACGUCUAGCAUCCAAAUUACACCACUAUGGCAUCAGGGGUAAGACAUUGGGGUGGAUCAACAGCUUCCUCGCAAAUCGCCAUCAGCAGGUAGCACUUGACGGUACGACAUCAAAGUCAGCUCCAGUAACAUCGGGAGUCCCCCAAGGCACAGUCCUGGGUCCGCUACUGUUCCUGGUCUAUAUUUAUGACCUCCCCAGCAGAACUAGCUCCUCAGCACGCCUCUUUGAAGAUGACUGCUUGCUAUACAGAACCAUAGCAUCAGACAGAGACACCCAGGCACUUUAUGAGGACCUAGAUCGCCUUCAAAAGUGGGAGAGGGACUGGCAGAUGGAAUUUAACCCAGAAAAGUGCGAGUUGAUCCAUAUUACCAACAAGCGCAAAGUCAUUGACGGUUCAUAUUCCAUACAUGGCCAAGUACUCAAGCAAGCCAACACAGCAAAGACCAACAUCGACAAGCUUGAGAAAGUGCAAAGAAGGGCUGCUCGAUUCUGCACAGGCCACUUCAAACAAGCCAGCAGUGUCACAGCCAUGAUGAAAAGGCUUGAAUGGGACACACUUGAAGCCCGUCGCCAGCACUCCAAAGCCGUCAUGAUGUUCAGUUUCGUGAACAACCUAGUUGACAUCCAAUCCCAGCACAUCCUACUACCAGCUGGUGUUCACACAAGAGGCCAUUCGAACAGGUUCCUUGUACCCUUUGCCAGCGUCAAUGCCUACAACUACUCGUUCUUUCCCUCUGGCAUCCGCAUCUGGUACAGCCUACCAGAAGCGACGAUCAUGGCACCAUCCCUCGACGUCUUCAAGACCAGGAUGGACAUACCAAGGCCUUAA